CAUCAUCACAUCAUCAGGCUCAACAUGUCAUCCGCUUUGAGUCAUGAUGCAAUGUCAAAUGAAGAUCAAGAGACGACAGAAUAGCAUGAUGGAACAAAGAGAUCCAAACCCAAAACGAAAGAUGAAGCCCGCCAGAUUGAUGAGUCUAGGCAACCCAAAAGCAUUCGAACAAGAAGGUAUUUCAAGCACAGAUUCCGAUCAAACAAAAAGAGCAAGUUUUGAAGAUGAUGUAAAGACACCUUUAGCCUCUUCUUCUUCUCCAUUUGCAAUCAAACGUUCAUUCUCCUACAAAAGAAGACAAUCUUCUCCAACCGGUUUAUCACAAAAAUUAUUACGGGAACAACAACAAGAACAAAGGCGUAGACAAAGUUUAGCGGGUGCAAAACCUGUUGCGCCUUCUUGGCAUCCAAACGCCCCCGAUGGUUUAAAAGUUCAACCUCCUCCGGACGCAUUAUUAUUGCCUGAUUUACCUGUGGCCGGAAUCGCUUCUUCUUCUUCUCACACAAAGGAUGCUCAUUCAAAUACAUCAAAUAUGGGUGCUUGGUCAAUCACAGAUCGAAUCAUACAUUCUUCCACUCCAGCUCCAAAAUUAGAAUCGGAAAAGGUGUUGCAAUCCGAAUCUGUCAAGUUACAAAGGCCAAGUAUAAAGGUCCGCGUGAUCACUUGGAAUCAAGGCAACAGCGUACCACGAGGAGAUCUGAGUGUAUUGUUAGGUAGAGUGGGAGAAUAUAUUCCACCUGAAGCAGGCUGGGAUGAAAGUAGCGACGAAGAAGACGAAGAUGACAAAACCCUCAAUCCUGAGAAGCCAAGCAAACGGAAGCAUAGAGGGAUGGGUGUAUCAGGACAAGAAGGAAUACCACGCAAAGAUCGCAUACCACCACUACCACACGAUGAUGCUCACCCAUAUCAUAUCAUCGUUAUUGCAGGUCAAGAAUGCCCUUGGGGUGAUGGUAAACGCAUUUCAACUGGUGUGGGAAUGGCAGGAGAGCUGGGCGCUUUGGGCAGGAGUAAGAGUAGAGCACAUGACCUUGCAAAAGAACGGGAAAGAGAAGCCAAAGCAAAGGACAAAGAACCAGCCGAAGGAGCAGAGAUGCCAAAAACGCCUGGCCUUGUGGUAACCAAUGAAGAAGAUCCGUUCAAUGAUGUUUAUCCACUUUCAGCAAAAGAUCAUGCUUCCACUGCUCACAAUCUCAAAGGACGUGGAGGAAGAGGUUGGAGUGAAAUGUGUGAAGAUUGGCUUUGUCGAGGUCCGCUCGCUCAAGCAACGGCAACAAAAGGUCUCGCAAUGGCAACUGCGGGAGCUUCUAGUCAUAGCAACAGUCUGCCUUAUCCUGCUUCUGCUACACAUACACCUGAAGAUGGUCAAUCGCCUUCUGGAUCGAGAUCGCCGACUCCUCAACCUUCCGAUAGAAGUAUUCUACCUCCGAUCAUCACCAAUGGCAUCUCUACUCCGAAGAGUCUUCUAAGCCCAGACUCGUCCUCUUCGCAUCUACCCUUCUCGCCUUCUGCCUCUUCACUACCGAUUGCUAUCAACGACAAAGGUGAAACGCCCACUACCAAACGAUCCAGUUUAAUGGUGCCAAAACGAGUGAUGAGAACUCUGUCCAAACAACGUCUAGAUGAAGCAUCAAGAAAGAUAUCAAACUCUCCUCUAUCUCCAACGCAGAUAGGACUGGGAAUAGCGGGAGCAGAUGAAAGUGCAUUGGAACGAGCAGGCAUUCAUCAAUCCAGUUCACCUCCAAAACGUCCAAGAUCUCCGCUCAAACAAUCGAUAGAUGUACAUCUACGGAAUAUGAACGGAAAUGAAUCAAAUGAAGUCGUAGACGGUUCAGCAAAUGCGCCGUUUUUGCCACUUUCACAUUCUGCCUCUAAUUCAUCAGCUGCAGCUGCUGCCGCAAGAAGAUCAAAUCAUCGUUUGGCAAUUCGAAUUCCAGGUCUUUCAGGAGCACAUCAUGUCACCGUACAAAGUGAUGGUACUCCAUUAUCAUUUGGAGCGUAUGAAUUAGUGUCCAAAGAGCGUUGUUAUAUGAUGUAUACGGCUGUGUAUGUUUGGAGAGGAUGCUUGGACAGAGUACGUGGAUGCAGUCAAGGUCACGUCAAGAGUGGCUUACUUGCUGGGAGAGUAGGAAACAAAGGGGCAGUGGGCAUCUCACUAAAAUUAGGUUCUACCAGACUUUUAUUCGUCAACGCACAUUUGGCAGCACACGAAGGAAAGGUAGCAGAACGAAUAGCCAAUGUUGAAAAGAUUAAAAAGGAACUCAAAGUGGAUACAUUUUUACCCAAAGAUGAUCCACGAAACGAUGAUGAUGAUCUGACAAGCUGUUUUGAUUAUGCCUUUUGGUUUGGCGAUUUGAAUUUCCGUGUGGAUAUUACCCGUCAACAUGCUGAUUGGUUGAUCAAAAAGCAGCAAUACGAUCAUGCACUUGCUUUCGAUCAGCUUAAGAAAAUCAUGCGGGAGCAACCUCAUAUAUUCAACGGGUUCAAAGAAGCACCGAUCAAGUUUCCCCCAACGUUCAAGUAUGAUGUUCUCAAAACCAUCAAAGCGAAAAAGAACGAGGAUCGUGCUGCUGCAAAAAGGCGAAAAGAUGCGGGAGCGGACAUCUUUCCCAGUGGCUCGGCAAAUGAAUCGGGUGAUCGAUCAUUCGAUACCCUCGAGCCUGCCACACCGAUUGCACCCCCUUCUUCUUCGGGACAUCAUUCGCACGAUCAAGAUGAUGACGAUACAAGUUCGCUUUCAUCAAAUCUGCAUUCGUCUUCUGCUGGCAAUAUUUCUGAAGCGGAUGAAUCGAGCAAUGCUACGUCACCUAGCUCACCUUCUGAUCCUGUUGUUGCGCAGAAUACAGCUGCAGCAGAAGGAUUAGGUGUACAUGGUAAAGUGAUCAAAGCAAGAAAGAGGAUCUUUAGUGUAGUUCAAUCGGCUGUUGGAGCGGUAAACCAUCAUGGCCAUCACGACCAAAAUGCCAAAAAGUUUAACAGCAAAGACAUCAACGGUGCACGAUUUCGCACUUCUUCGGCAGGUUCUCAAAUUCAGGACGAGACACGAAAUGGACAAAAGAAUGGAAGAUUAUAUUCUUCUGCUGAUGAACAACACGUUCCGGUGCGUAAAAUAAUCACGAAUGAAUCCAACAAGUCAAAUGCGUCACACGGCAGUAUAAUCAAAUCGCCCAGUCAAGCAAGCUCUCUCAUCUUUCAGCCUAUGAGCGGAGAAGCGGGAACGAGUAAUAUACCAGGAUUAGUUCAAGCUCCUAGAAGAUCGAGCGCAAUAACAUUUGCCGAUCAAAAUACCGAAGCCAAUGGUGCCGAACUAUCUGUUGAACAGCAACCGUACGACACGAGUGCCAAACAGCGUGUACCAUCCUGGUGCGAUCGUGUUUUAUGGAAAUCAAAUGUGCCUGUAGAAGCUGACAAAGAAGAUGAGCAGGAGGGAUUACAUACCGCCAGUUCUCGACCUAGCAAAUUCACAACUGCACUAACAAAUGCUUUCUCUCGCUUGCAUGGAAGACAAGAUUAUGCAACGCAACAUUCUGCUGGUACUGUGGAAGGAUACCCUAGAUCAUCGAAUGAUCAAAAGAUCGAGAGAUGCGAAUGUUGGAAGGUAGAUCGGAUCAUAGGCCGGUCAUCUUUGUUGGAUCGAUUGGUGUUGGGGUCUCAUCGCCUAAAGCGCCAAAAUGGAGACUGUCCCCGUCAUGAUGUUGGUACUACUUUAUACGAUUAUACCUAUUCUGCAUCUACAAUCUUGGUUGACUGUUGUAUUUUAGCGGGAGGUCCUUGCUGUUCUCUUGCAUAAAUUGCCUUGGCUGCUUUAGCGCAUAAUUUAUGCCCAUUGCUCCUAUUCAAUGCCGUGUAAAGAUGUGAUUACUAGGAGUACACUUUAAUUCUUUGUUCAUCAACAAAUGUCAAUCAAAUACAGGAGAGCGUUGUUGAUCUUUGUCAUUCAAUAUUACGUAUGUGGAUCCUCAUUUC
Meira miltonrushii is the source of this 3963-nucleotide messenger RNA. RefSeq names its product DNase I-like protein. Lineage: Eukaryota; Fungi; Basidiomycota; Exobasidiomycetes; Exobasidiales; Brachybasidiaceae. Bases 44 to 3787 code for a protein of 1247 amino acids. The record is from RefSeq and is a predicted model, not a curated record. Gene Ontology annotation, biological process: phosphatidylinositol dephosphorylation. The transcript is spliced from 3 exons. Gene Ontology annotation, molecular function: phosphatidylinositol-4,5-bisphosphate 5-phosphatase activity.